AUGUCGUCAAUGCUCAAGCGUCUCGCCAACAGACCCGGCAACUCGUCCAAGACGACGCCCUUCGAGCCAGAGCCAGAGAAGCGGCCUACUCCCGCCAAAGCCAUGCCUGGCGCCCUCAUUCUCAUCAACGGCUUCCCCGGCGUUGGCAAGCACACCGUUGCCCACGAGCUUGUCAAGAUCCUGCCCAACUGCAAGUUCUUCGACACCCGUUCCCUCCUCUCUGCGGCUUCGCAGCUCUACCAGUCGGACGACCCAGCUCACGGCCAUCUGCGCAAGAACCUCAAACACGCAAUCUUCGAGUCCAUUGCGCGCAACUACUCGGUCUCGUCGCCGACGGGCCCCACGCCACCAACCUAUGUGCUCACCGACUUUUUGUCCGUCGCCGCUCGCCCAACCGACUUGGCUAUCAUGCACGAAUUCAUCGCUUUCGCUCGACGUUCCGGAUUUGCUUUCAUCCACGUCAUCCUCUCUGCAUCGCAGGACGAGAAUGUCCGUCGUCUAACCGACCCCGCGCGCGAAGAGGCUCGUGCCAAGGGCGCUCUCACGAUCUCGACGGACCCAAGCGCGUUGAUCCAGACGCGUAUGGAGGAGGAGAUCGGACACAUUGCCCCCGUCAGCGGUCUUUGUGGCGAGUACGAGCUGGACACUACGCGGAUGGACGCCAGGACGACGGCCGGUGUGCUGGGCGAGUACUGCCUGGACACGCUGAGAAGCGAGGGCUGGUGGCUGCAGCUCCAGUCCGCUACGGCUGGUCACAAGAGCGCGGCUGUCACUGCUGGUACCGGUCGCAAGUGA
Apiotrichum porosum is the source of this 795-nucleotide messenger RNA. RefSeq lists its product as uncharacterized. The transcript is spliced from 4 exons. Lineage: Eukaryota; Fungi; Basidiomycota; Tremellomycetes; Trichosporonales; Trichosporonaceae. Bases 1 to 795 code for a protein of 264 amino acids. The record is from RefSeq and is a predicted model, not a curated record.